This is a messenger RNA of Drosophila subpulchrella, 1993 nucleotides long. RefSeq lists its product as uncharacterized. Lineage: Eukaryota; Metazoa; Arthropoda; Insecta; Diptera; Drosophilidae. The record is from RefSeq and is a predicted model, not a curated record. The coding region runs from base 89 to 1915 and encodes 608 amino acids. The transcript is spliced from 6 exons.
UUUAUGACAGGUCAAAACUUCCUAUAGGAAAAAGUAACUAUUUGUGUAGAACUGUCUGGCGGCAAUAGUAUAUAUUUUGUAGUUCAAAAUGGAAGAGGAACAUGUGGUAAGCAUUGCGGUUCCGGAGAAGAAGCCAUGUGGCGGAAUCCAACCGCCGCCCAUUUACCAGAAGCUGAUGGUGGAGAACCUGACCAUGAUCCGACCGCCCAUCCUGAAGAUCUACUACUGGGAGAGCUUCGACAUCGCUGGCCUGAAUAGAAAGCUGCGCUCUAACCGCGUAGAGCACGAGCACACAUUUUCGGUCCCCAUCCGCCAGAUCCACAGUCACCCCCUCAAAAUGGUCUUUUGGCUGCGUAACCUCUCCCCAAAGAAUGCCACAUUGACCCUUAAACGAAUCCAAAACUGCCACUGCCAGCCUCUCCAAACCCAAGUUGGAUUUAAUCAGUUUCGCCAGCUAUUCCACUGCCCGCACCGUAGACUGCUCAACAUCAACCAGGAGAUCCUGGCCAUCAAACCAGAUGAGGUGGUGGCCCUUACAGUCACCGCCUUUUUCUUCCUCUACGGCGAACACCUGCUCACCUACGAAGUUCACACCGAGGACAAACGCAAGUUUCUUUGGCACUUUCACCUGGAGAUCUCAUCCUUCGACCCCGAAAAGUGUCUUCUUUCCAAAGAGCUGCUGCCAGUAAAUAUAAAAAACUAUUACCAUACAACGCAGCCUUUGUGGGUGCAAAAUAUCACGAUGUCCCACUUGUCCUUCUCGUUCGCUUCGAGGGAUCGGGGCCUCAAGCUGCUCAAUAUGAAUCUCACCGUUCCCAGACAGAGUGUGUGGCCCCUCCUGGUGGACUAUCGACCCCUGGACUACGAAAAUGAGGCAGAAAUUAUCAUGUCCUUUGAUAAUAUCAAGGCUCGCUACAAGAUCAAGGCUCGAGGUGUCCUGGCAGAUGAAAAGGAGCAGACGGAUAUGCCCUUGAAGGAGCGCGAAUGUGCCGACUUCCUUAAUAUAAUCUAUCCCAAUAGGUUGAGCUUUGAGGUCUGCCUGCGGGAAGAUCGGACGCAGCUGGUCAAUGUCCACAACUACGGGCAGAAGUGCAUGGAGUUCCGCUGGCAAAGCUACAUCAUCAACGAGUUCUUCUCGGUAGUGUUCAAUCCACCCAUUUUCCGGCUCAAGGGCCACCACUCCAAGCUGUGCGAGAUCAAGGUGUCCGUGUUCGAGCGGCUGGUGCACUUCAGGCGCAUUCCCAUCGUGUUGGAGGUGCACCGCAUCCUCGACCGUGCCACUCUGAUCGCCAAGCAGGAACUGGAGGAGGUCGAAUCCAUCGACGAUCCGAAGUGGAAGGAAGACAGCUAUGUGGAGCACGUCUUUCUGCACCUGAACAUCCGCAGCACUCUGAAGCCCGCUCUGGACACCUCCGAGGAAUUGGAGCCCGGAGAAAGAAUUGAUCCCACGGCUGGUCCUGAGCCCUGCUCACAAUUCGGUGCUGGAGCUGGCGGGGGAAUAGGAUCGGGAGACGGUCCUGCGCCACCAACUCUGCAAACCGAGGAGCAGCGAAAGGAGGCGGAGCGCAAAGAGCUGAUCUCCCGACUGGUGGCCAAGAGCAAGCUCAACUCCAACGAGGUCAUCGAACUGAGCAUGGCCAUCGACCAGCGGAUCACCAUUUUCGAGAAGCUCUUCUGGAAGUAUCUCAGCAAGUCCAAGUUCAUGCGCAUCAGCGCGGAACGCAAGCGGCAGAAGUUGGUCAAGACCUACGAGCAAGUAAUAGCGCCCGAUGACACUAUUCCUCCGGAGACUACCACGGAAAUUGAUAGAAACCAUAUAAUAGAGAUAUUGUCCAGACUGAUGCAGGAGGCCAUCAACGACUUGGCCAAGAAUUGGGUCUUCAUCCCGUCGCAGUACUACGAACGCAACCAUUAAGUGCUCCCGCCGUUAACUAAAUGCAUUGCCCAGUACCGAUUCGCCUGCAAUCCAUGCCCGUUUCCUUGGUUUUUCUGG